UUGGGCAAAAAAUCAAACAGAUAAAACUAAACCCUGAGAAGCAGAAGUCUCUGUCUUUCCAGACUUCUGGUCUAUGUUGUUUUGUGCCGUCUAAACAAAGAGAGGAUGCAGCUGCUCACAGGACUGAUAGUCAUCACAGCUUAUGCUCAGUCUCUCUCUGCGUCAGACAUUUGCAGUGAGGAGCUGGCUCGUCUACAGGAACAGGAGAAGCUUCUGAAGAGCCAGCUUCAGAAACAAGAGCUCUUCCUACACAGAUUACAAUUGCUGAACCAACCUGGCAACAAGAACAAAGCAAAACCUGACCAGACCCAGGACAGCCAGUAUGCAGAUUGCUCCCAGCUCUUCACUUCUGGCUUCAAAUCCAGUGGAUUCUACAAAAUCAAAACCAUGAGUGUCUACUGUGAUAUGAGUGAAGGAGGUGGUUGGACUGUCAUACAGAGGCGGAUCAAUGGAACAGAGGCAUUUAACAGGUCAUGGGCAGAGUAUAAGGAUGGGUUUGGAGACAUGAAUGCAGAACUGGGAGAGUUUUGGCUUGGAAAUGACAACCUGCAUCACAUCACAGCACAAGGGAAUUAUUCUCUGAGGAUUAACCUGGAAGACUUUGACGGUAACCAGCGCUACGCUGAGUACAAGAACUUCAAAGUGGCUGAUGAAAAGGAUCGCUACCGACUUACCUUUGGAGACUAUGUAGGAACAGCUGGAGAUGCUCUGUCUGGAGGUCAUCAGGUUGGUGUGUCAGACUGGGCCAGCCUCCACGGCAUGAAAUUCAGCACCUAUGACCAGGAUAAUGAUAACUACGAACAAAACUGCGCCCAGGAAGACAAGGGAGGCUGGUGGUUCAACAAGUGUCAUGCAGCCCAUCUUAAUGGUGUGUACUAUCCCAGCGGUCACUACAGUGCAUCCACAGAUGAUGGUAUAGUUUGGUACACUUGGAGAGGAUGGUGGUAUUCCCUGAAGACCAGCAUCAUGAAGUUGCGGCCAACUGACUUCAAAAUUGACCCUAGUGAUGACCCCAAUGCUGUUAACCACAGUCCACCUUCCUAGAUCAGACAAGAGCAGAUAUCAGAUCUUUGUUUUGGGACAGAAACAGUUUUGUUUUAAUUGGUGUAAAUCACAUUUUAUUUAACACAUUAAAACAUACUGUAAAUCUCAACUUAUGAUCCUCUUGAAUCUAAUGUGGAAUUGUGGUCAGAUUGCAUCUGGAUGGAGAAGACUAGCAGUAACUGAGCAGAGUAAAUACAGCCAAGAGUAACCAUUGAUUCAAUCACCCAAACCUCUGAGAUGGUAAAAUCUGAACAGUCUAACAAUAUAUAACAGUAUAUACUUACAUAGCAACAUAUGUGUAAAAGAUAGUCUGCAUCAUCAGACUUGAACUUUUUGCUUGUUUUAGAGACAUGGAUGUGUCAAGGGGAAGUAGUAUGCAGACACAGCUGUCUGUUUUAGUGUAGAAAAGGGAAAUCUGAUGUUGGUGUGUGUUAGAAAGAGGCAGAAACAUUAGACUGCAUAUAGUGAAAAGAGCAAUUAUCAUGUCAUUGAAAAUGGCUGUAACAAGAGCUAGAGGGGCUUUUAAAAAACAGCAGCAUAGAGCAGCAUGUCAUCUUAUUCUUACAACUACAACAGAAUGGAGUGAGCUGAACUCAGAGCUGGUAAUUUGCACAGAUGUUAUUAAGAUGACAUGUCUAUGUGUCACAAACAAUUGAAAUAAAGGAAUGCUAUCACUUUAAUGAAAACAGAGAACAGUACACAAUAGCAAGCUAUUCAUUUAGAUGCUAUAAUAGGCUUGAAAUAAAAAAACAAAAAACAAACAUCAAGGAUUCCUUUUAGGUUGUGUACUUCUGUACUUCAUCUAACCCUUACAGGUUGUUAUUAACAACUCAGCCUGUGACCUUUCAUUAAGCUCUGUCUCUGCUUUUUGCAUUAUAAACAUGAUUCAAGAAAUAAACCAAAGAAACACUUUCA
This is a messenger RNA of Lates calcarifer (barramundi perch), 1959 nucleotides long. RefSeq names its product fibrinogen-like 1 (gene fgl1). Bases 106 to 1044 code for a protein of 312 amino acids. Gene Ontology annotation, biological process: regulation of immune response; negative regulation of T cell activation. Lineage: Eukaryota; Metazoa; Chordata; Actinopteri; Centropomidae. The transcript has 7 exons. The record is from RefSeq and is a predicted model, not a curated record.